AUGUCCGGCGUCGAAAUGAGUACGAAUGACACAGAAAAGGCGUAUGUCGUACCACCGCUAAGUGUGCAGCAAGAAGACGCUAUCAUUCACACACGGAUUACGAACGACGAGAAGGCUCUCCGUCGAGUGACCAAGAAAUUUCACAACUACACGUCUGUGGCGUACUCUCCCAUUGUUCCACCUUCCUCCCCAACAACUGCAUCUGCCUCUGCCGACGAUGCACGCGAAGCUUUUCUCGUGGAACUGGCAUCAUUCCACUUGUCGCUUAAAAAGAGCCUUAUGGUAUGCGAGGCCGAAGCACGCCAAGUCCAGGAGUAUCAAAGAGAGAGGGAACGAAUAGCUGCAGAACAUGAUCGUCUGCGAGGACAGAUCGAACAACUCAAGACUGAUCUGGAGUACGCUCAGCUGGAACGGAAACGGAAGAUCGAAUACGAUGUGGUUGCUGAAAAAGUGAACACGCUUCCAAGCAGGGAAGAGCUCGAAGAGACAAUAAGGUCGUUGGAAAAUGACAUGGCAGCCAUCCGCGCCGAACAUGACAACCAACAUCGUAACAUUCAAGCCCAGAAGACAGCCCUGGACGUGAUAAUUCACGACCUCAGCACGCUCCGUCUCAUGGGUAAACAGGAUGCCGCAGAAACAUCUCGUCAGGCUACACCCACACCUGAAGCACCCGAGGGCGAGCAAGAAGACGUUGACAUGGACGGCUCAGCGAGUGUUCACACAAGAGAGGAGUCGGGCGAGCUCCAUGAGGACAAGGAGCCUGUUGACAAUGACAAGGAGUCGGACGACGACAUUCCCUUGGCGAAGACGCUUCUGAGCGCAGCUGCGAGGUCAUUUCUACCAGGAAGGUCUCGUACAUCAACUCCGGCGUUGCACGCCUCAACGUCACAUUCCACGCCAGCGGCUUCGCACUCGACCAAGGAAGACGAAGAUGAUAUCGAGAUGGGGGAGUUGGCAGAAGAGCCGACAGGUGCGAAGGUGAAGGUCAGGAAGGCGAGGGAGGAAGAGCUGGAAGAGGGCGAAGCUAGUGACUCAAGCAGCGAGCUGUCCGAGCUGCCUGACGAUUGA
This is a messenger RNA of Sparassis crispa, 1068 nucleotides long. RefSeq lists its product as hypothetical. The record is from RefSeq and is a predicted model, not a curated record. Gene Ontology annotation, cellular component: THO complex part of transcription export complex. Gene Ontology annotation, biological process: mRNA processing. Lineage: Eukaryota; Fungi; Basidiomycota; Agaricomycetes; Polyporales; Sparassidaceae. The coding region runs from base 1 to 1068 and encodes 355 amino acids. The transcript is spliced from 4 exons.